Messenger RNA from Polyodon spathula (Mississippi paddlefish), 2759 nucleotides. RefSeq names its product amphiphysin-like. NCBI's taxonomy places the organism in Eukaryota, Metazoa, Chordata, Actinopteri, Acipenseriformes, Polyodontidae. The transcript has 25 exons. Gene Ontology annotation, molecular function: protein binding; phospholipid binding. Gene Ontology annotation, biological process: synaptic vesicle endocytosis. Bases 49 to 2178 code for a protein of 709 amino acids. The record is from RefSeq and is a predicted model, not a curated record. Gene Ontology annotation, cellular component: plasma membrane; synaptic vesicle; cytoplasm.
UUCUCCGGGUACUCGAGCUCUGCUCAGUUCACUUCAGCACCAGCAGACAUGGCCGAGAUCAAAACGGGCGUCUUCGCAAAAAAUGUCCAGAAAAGGAUCAGCAGAGCGCAGGAAAAGGUGCUUCAGAAGUUGGGGAAAGCCGAUGAAACAAAAGAUGAGCAGUUUGAGCAGUUUAUCCAGAACUUCAAGAAACAGGAGGCAGAGGGGACGAGGCUGCAGAGAGAACUGCGGGGAUAUUUAGCUGCUGUCAAAGCGAUGCAGGAGGCCUCCAUGAAGUUGACAGAGUCUCUACAUGAAGUCUAUGAACCCGAGUGGUAUGGUGUAGAUGACAUCAUGGUCAUUGGGAAGAGCUGUGAUGCUCUAUGGGAAGACUUUCAUCAGAGGCUGGUGGAUGGAGCCCUUAUAACCUUGGACACUUACCUGGGACAGUUUCCUGAUAUUAAAACUCGCAUUGCAAAGCGUAGCAGAAAGCUGGUGGACUAUGAUAGCGCCAGGCAUCACUUAGAGUCCCUACAGAACUCCAGAAGAAAAGACGAUGGCAAGAUCACUAAGGCAGAAGAAGAAUUCAACAAAGCACAGAAAGUAUUUGAAGAACUGAAUGUAGACUUGCAAGAAGAGCUCCCGUCUUUGUGGGACAGUCGAGUUGGUUUCUACGUGAACACAUUCAAGAAUGUAACAAACCUGGAGUCAAAGUUUCAUAAAGAAAUUUCAGUUCUGUGUCACAAGCUGUAUGAGGUGAUGACCAAGCUGGGAGAGCAACAUGCUGACAAGGCCUUUACUAUCCAAGGAGCACCAAGUGAUAGUGGUCCACUGCGGAUUGCCAAGACCCCCUCGCCCCCAGAUGAACCUUCACCGCCUGGCAGUCCUGAAGCCAGCCCCAAUCACAUGCUGGCACCCACCUCACCAGCACCAGCUCGUCCAAAGUCUCCAACGCAGCUAAGAAAGGGUCCUCCUGUCCCACCCCCUCCAAAACUCACCCCUACGAAAGAACUGCAUCAGGAACAAAUCCUCAACUUGUUUGAGGACAAUUUUGUCCCAGAAAUCAAUGUCACCACACCCUCACAGAAUGAAGGACCAUGGGCUGUGAAAGAGGAGUCUUUACUGGAUCUGGAUUUCGACCCCUUCAAACCAGAUGCAUCAACGUUGAUAGGGAAGACUCAGUCCCCCAGUUCUCAGGCAUUACCAUGGGAUUUGUGGACGGCAAGCGCAGGGCCAGCACAGCCUGUAUCUGACAAUGCUUUUAAUGGAUUCUCUCAGCUGGAUGCGGGCACCUCCGUUUUUGCCUCAGAUUCUAACCAGAGUGUGUUCGAUACAAUGCCUGAUGCAGAAGUCCCUCCUGUUGUGGAUUCUCAGGCCCCUGAGGCCCCCUCUGAGCCUGCCCAGGAAACUCUGCCAGCUGAGACUCAGCAGGCAACAGAGAAGGCCGUGGAUAAUGUUGAGGCGGAAGUGAAAGAGCCUGUAAUAAGCACUGAGGCACAGAGCACUGAGGCUACAACAGUGGAUGUGGAAAGUGAAUCUCCCCCAGCAAAAGCUCUGGCAUUGGCAGUGGAUGUAGAAAACGAACCCCCCACAACACAGUCUCUGGCUUCAGCAGUGGAUGUGGAAACUGAGUCCCCAACUGCACAGGCUCUGAAUGUAGAGCCUGAAGAUGAAAAUAAAGAGGUUACUGAAGACACUGAGAAUAAGCAGUCCCAGGAAAAGAUUACUAUACCAUCAGUGGUCAUUGAACCAGCAUCAAACAGUGAAUGGGAUGAUGAGGAACUACAGGCUGAAGAUGUCAGAGAACCAGAGGUACUGCCUGAGCCUGACAGCAAAGUCAGUGACAGCAGGGAAAUGCCAGCAGCAAUACCAGAGGAGCCAGCAACAGCAGCAGCAGCAGCUCAGGAGAGCCUGCCACUUACAGAACCAGCAGUGGAGACUAAACCUGAAGCUGUUACAACACAAAGCCUGCCUCCUGGGUACCUCUACAAGGCUGAAGCACUACAUGAUUUUGAAGCUGCAAGUUCAGAUGAACUUGAUUUGAAGAAAGGCGAUCUUGUCUUAGUCAUUCCUACUGCACUAGUGGAAGAUCAGGAAGCUGGCUGGCUAACUGGAAUUGCUGAAAAUGACUGGCUGCAGUACCAUGAUAUCACUCAUAAGGGACUGUUUCCAGAAAACUUCACUCAACGCAUUGAAUAGAGAGCUGAGAAAGCAGACGAUUUAACCAGCUGAUUGAUUUCUGGGCUAAAUGCAGAAAAAAAAACAUGGUUCUUCAUAUUCUGGUGAUUCCAUUAGCAAAUGGCUGAAGUGGACAUUUUUAAAAUGAUUUUAACAAUGUGAAAAUAACUGGAGCAUGAAGCAAGAAUAUGGUCUCCCUUCUUCUGAAACCAAUAAAUAAAGAUGUUCUUGUUUGUUUACCUGUAAGCAGCAACUGAUUUAUUUGUGCUUUGCUGGGAGCUAUGGUGAUCCCACAUGUAACCCCUUCCUGUGAAAAAAGAAAAAGCUAAUUCCUGUUAAGACAAUGCCCUUAUCUCCUCUGCGCUGUAUUGUAUGAAUGUGUUGCUCUGCAGCAGAUUUUUGGUAACCUGUAGUGAUAUAAUAAUCUAUAUAACAGUUAAAAGUGCUACACAAUUGCUGAGGAUUUUUUUAAUGUUUAAUUUGUCACAAACGUUACCCUUGCAUCAUAGGUUUGUUUUCUGUUUUAUUGCUGAGUUCGUUGCUAUGAUGAUGUUAGGCAUAUUGGUGUUCAUAAACAAAACUUGCUGCUCCUUUGCCAAAAA